Petromyzon marinus (sea lamprey) is the source of this 6529-nucleotide messenger RNA. NCBI's taxonomy places the organism in Eukaryota, Metazoa, Chordata, Hyperoartia, Petromyzontiformes, Petromyzontidae. The record is from RefSeq and is a predicted model, not a curated record.
UUGUCAGUGGGCAAACGUACAAAAUCAGCAGGUUGUAUGUACUAUCUGUCGUGUACGACUGUGCUGUAGUUAAGUACUCACCACUGAGGCGAUGCAGUUGUGGUAAUCUGGCACAAAACUGAGUGGACAAUGUGCGCUUAACUACUCUACACGGACAUUGCACAUGGACCAUAUAUAUUUUCUAUUAGUCAGCCCCAGUCGAGAUACGUGUGAAUUCCAAGUCCCCAAGUUUCAGAUAGCUGGUAGUUUGCUGUAUUGGAUUUUAGAGAAUGCAGAGGAGACAACUUUUUUGCUUUAGCUUGAACUCUGAGCAUAUACAUUUUCAUAAAAAAAUCACAAUCUGACCUGGUAAAGACCAGAAAUUCAAGGGCAACUCAACUAGUUUUUUUAAAGAUUGAUUUGCAUGAAGAGAAAUGCAGUAUUACAGUACAUUGCGUGACAGUGCAUGUUGGUUUUUGAUGAAUAGGGUUGGAAUGUGCACUACGUCACCAUGAUUUUGUGGCACUUGCCUGUAAUUCAGCACUUCCACAGGCAAGGCUGGUGGAUUACGCAGGUUUGCGAACCUUCCAAAUUUGCUGGGCUGCAAGGUGGCCAGGAGAUGGCAGCAAGUUCUCCUUCAACACGCAAACUGUAUUAGUCAAAUACUCCAAUGCAGUAAAGAUGUCAAAAUGUUGACACUCAUUGGCUAAAUAACAUUAAUAUUACCCAAGAGGCGUGAUUCAGUGAUAUAUCUCUGUAAUAACGCAUUUUUUUUACAUACUGGUCAGUUCUAUGCACUGAGAUCUCGCUGUCACAUUGCUGUUUCUUGCAUUUUUCUGUAUCGUCUUAUUUUUUUUACAUCCGAAAACAUGUUGACAGUGUCACUUAUUUUUCCAUUACAAACACCUCCCUAACAUAUUCCUGCAUUUAUUGUGAAUAAAAUUAUAUUCAUACCAUACCUUUCCUGUACGGUUUUUUUUUUCCGCUGCUUUAUUGCAUUCGCGGGUUUUCCAAACCACAACGUUUGUUCCAUCGUGACGGAUGUUGUUGCGCACGAGUUGAGCAUCGGUGAAACACAGCAAUGCGCCGUGUCCCCACUCGUAGCUACGCAUUUUCCAGUGUUGCGUCUCCACCUUUUCCACUGCAGAUAUCCCCCUGCACUUGUGUCUUUCUCCUCUUGAAUCGACUUGGCCCCUGCGGUCCGUAACGAUGCUUCCUCGGCGAUGACGUGGUCACUAUGAUGCACCGGCAAUGAGCGCUGCCACGCGUGAAGAUAGUUCGAGACCGGCACAGAAUGCGAGAUGUAUGGAGUGAGAGAAGCAAAGAGUGAUGGUAUGGAGAUAAGGAGUGAGAGAAGCAGACACUGUAUUGGAGAUGUACGGAGUGAGAGAAGCAGAAAGAGAAAUUGUAUGGAGAUGUAUGGAGCAAGAGACGCAGAUACUGCACAAAAUAUAUAUUAGGCAGAUAGAAGAUAAUAGAGAAGCUUUGCCGAGAGUGACAAACUCUAUGAAAGCUAGUGAGAGACAAAGGAAAUCAAAGUAUGUGUCACAGACAAUAUGACAUUUUAUUUUUGUCGGACGAAAUAACUUUCCCUUCGGUCCAAGAUGUUGUAUUUCCAUUGCCCCUAAGAACAUAAAAUCAUGAUUUUUACUGCAUACAGAUUUAUUUACAAUCGUCAAACUACGAAAGAUUGUUUUACGUAACAAUGUAAUGAAGUCCACAAAUUAGUUUCUCAGUGAAACGAUGUCAAAGUGUCUGUUCCAACUUAUCUUGAACUUCGCCUUUUACAUUCGAAAAUGUAUAUGGCUGUUCACUGUCAUGUUAACGUUGCCUGGCCCUGUGUACUGUUUAUCAUAGUCACAUAGUACUUCUCUCAUGGAGAGAAAUAAAAUCAAAAGCUACAUUGUUUUUUUAGGUGGUAGUCGUGCCAGCAGUCAUUCUUGCAUGCCUGCAGGCAAUGCAGUCACUGUUCACAAAAGCAAGCCAGUAUGUACAGUGAGGGAAAAAAAAGUAUUUGAUCCCGUGCUGAUUUUGUACGUUUGCCCACUGACAAAGAAAUGAUCAGUCUAUAAUUUUAAUGGUAGGUUUAUUUUAACAGUGAGAGACAGAAUAACAACAACAAAAUCCAGAAAAAACGCACUACUUAGGGAAUCCCUAAGGAGUGCAGGGAUGGUGUGGAUUGCUUGAGGGCUGUCCCCUUGAGAGGAUGAAAUGGACUGCCCAUUGCGAUCCCGUCGAACCCGGGCUUUGCCAAACCCCUGCUGAUAUUCCUGCCCCUUGACAUUGGCACCGAAUUUUUAUGAGUCAGGCUGGCCACUUCAGUUGCUAUCCUGGUGCUGCACCGUGCCACCAGGUGAAGUCCCUGUGUGUCUUCUCUUGCACCACCUGCACCUUGCAUGAGCAGCUUAAGCUGCUUAAGUCUCUGCAAGCGUUGCAGAGUGCAGGUGAUUGAAACUAGUCGCAAUAAGAAUGUUAUAUGAUCUGUGUGUGCAUAUAUGAGACACCUUUUGCUCUACAAGUGGAAAUAAGAGCUAGAGUUCAACUUCCUGUCCACUACGAUUUACAAAAAAGGGAACACUGGCAACCAAAAUAUGAUGUAAGUGCCCUAUAAAUUAUAUAAUGAGCUUGUGUCCUUAAAGUUAUCUAUCGCAUGGUCAUAUAAUUCAACGGGUAUUAUUUUGUCAACCAUAUAAUUUGACAGUUUCAUAAAAAAAACGUUACUCUUAACAUUACAACUCAUGGUUAAUAGGAUGAAGCUAAACAGAUAUACAUUCAAAAACAGCAGCAUGCCAGAAAUAUGGAUGUCACAGUGACUUGUGGGUAAUUGUAAACUGUUAUAAGGCAUAGAAGUGGGAACGGAAUUUUAAUUUGAAAUUGAAUGAGUCUUCGCAUAAUUUUUUUAUAAUGAAGAAAAUAAUUGUGCAGAGAUUAAAAUCCAUCUUGAGUUGAGACAGGUUACUCCUUAUGAAAAAAUGUAAGAUGGCAAAACUGUAAAACACUUUUUAAACAUGUUAGCAUUAAACACACUGACAGAAUUGAGCCCCUCGCUGACACACAUUGUUUGAUUUUAAUCUCUGCAGAUGUCACUAAAUAUAUUAAGCUGCAUUCAUCUUGGGAAGGUCGAAUCUAAGUUCCUUGCUCUGUCUGAAUAGGUAAUGGCAAUUUCCGGGCAAUAAAUGAGCCUGACAGAUUGUAUAAAGCGCAAAACAGGUGUUGUUUUUGCUGCUAGCAGAGGAAUCUUAAUUGGAUUCUGUGUGAGCCAGACACUGAUUGUAAUAAGCUAUUUAGCGGCCUCAGAAUUUGUAUGAAUGGUGCAUUCUCUUGCGAAUUAAAAUAUGCUCUUGACCUGUAACAACAUUCAUCUGGUGCUGGGCCCAUCGCUCAGUGGAAAUAGGAAUGGAAUUACCCGUUUAAUGUAACCCUCAGUCAUUGGUUUUAGAUUGCACGCAGUCUCCUGCACGACACUGAGAUGGCGUCUUGGGUGCACUGUGCUGGCGCAGUGGAGGAUUGGGGGCAGCGGUGUAUUUGUGUGUGCUUGUGCGUGCGCAAGUGCAUGUGUGUAUAUCACCCAGUGUUUCAACGGAAAACGGGAGGCGGCGUCGACUGGAUAACCAGUGCCGCCCGAAUCGCUGUGAGCACGCUCGUGACGUCGCGUUACAUUGGGCCCAGGUGGGCGUCAUGGAACCUGGGGGUGUUUAUCUGCAUCCGCUGUGCGGGAAUCCACCGCAACCUGGGAGUUCACAUCGCACGCGUCAAGUCGGUCAACCUCGACCAGUGGACAUCUGAACAGAUACAGCACAUGCAGGACAUGGGGAACGGAAAAGCCAAGAAGCUCUAUGAAGGAUUUCUCCCCAAGGAUUUCCGAAGACCUGUUUCUGACCAGGCUGCUGAGGCUUUUAUAAGGGACAAGUAUGACAAGAAGAGGUACAUGGACAGAGAUGCUGACAUCAGCUCACCCAAGAGAAAUGCCGAAAAGGACAAAGAAAAAGACAAAAAGGACAACAAGAAAAAAGAAACGAAAAGCCCUGCUCCAGAGAAAUCUCAGCCGAAGCCGCAAGAGCAACAAAGCAUGGGGACACCAGCUGUACAAACGACGGCCGAACCCACCAUUGAUUUAUUAGGACUGGAGUCGCCAACCGCUGCCAGCAAUGGUGAUGCUCAGUCUGCAGUGCCUGCCAGUGAAGAUCAGGACAUUUUUGGGCCAAUGGUUUCAAAUCCCCUGCCGCAAUCCACACAGGCGGAAGCAGACGCUAGCCCGGCAUCAAGUGCCGACGAUGCAUUGAAGCGCCAGCUGAGCAAAGACUCCAUCCUAUCGCUGUACGCGUCGCAACCCCCGCCGCCUGCCACAGCUGCUGUCAACUCUCAGGGUGUUUUUGGUUACGGCCAGCCAGGCAUGGCGUUCCCGGGACCUGGUGGAGUGUACUCUGCCCAAGCAAUUUCUGGUAUUGGUGUUGGGGGUGGAGGUGUGGGGAUUGCACCAGGAGUGCCUCCGUCGGGCUGCACAAGCACAGUGGGAAAUCCGAACCCAAAUCCCAUGCAAUGGGGCCUUGGUCAGAUGACGGAGCAGAUGAGUGGGCUGGGCCUCGUUCCAUCCGGCGUCACGGUUGGGGGCGUCCUCGCCUGGCCCCCCGGUGCCAGCGGAGGCCCAGGCUGCCCCGCGCCCCCCGCAGCUGGCCGCACGCUGAGCACCCAGCUCUGGAAGUGACGGCGGCGCCUUCCCAUUACCCUUGCCUCCCUCCCUCUCAGCCGCCUUCUCUACCUGUUAUCUCCCUCGCCCACCUUGGAGCGGUGCAGCACAAAAUGCUCAUGCAAUAAGCACCACGUCUGCGGUCCAUAACACGAAAUAAGCUUGAGUGCAAAAAGCAAGUGGGGGAGGGCACGGCGGGGCAUCUGGAAACUAAAGUACUAAAUGUGUUCAGCUGAAAGUGAUACCGUUUCCCGAAUUAUAGUUGCAUUGUUGGCUAUGGCAGCCGGUAGUGUACGAGUCAUUUCCCUCACCACCAAGCAAGUUUACACAAGGUUAAAUGGUUGGAUUCAUGCAGGCCUGUGAUAUUUUCUGUCGGGAGUUAGCUGUCAGCCAGAUCGCAUGUGAUAUCAUGAGCAAGAACACUUAAUUUUUUUACUGGUCUUGUAGGCAAGAAUUACCACCAUCAGAUAGUGUCUAACGAUCCCUUUGAAAUAAAGCAAAAAUGUAUUUCAAAGGAAUCCCACUUGCAACAAAGUACAUCAAUACAUCCGAUUUUAUUAAUUUGUGCAAUUAAACAAUGGUGAUGGCAGUGAUGAUGAGAAUAAAAAAGAAGCUACAUUGCUGCCACUGCACUGAAACGCAAUGAAAAGAUAAACUGACAAAAUAAGCACAUCAUCGGCUGCUAUUCACGUCUGAGCUCACGAUCAGAAUUUUUCAGUCUUUUUCUCCCAUUCUCCUAAAUUCAAGCUUUUUGCAUAUUGCGCCUCGUACAAUGUAAGUCAGGUGUCAAUUGGUGUUUAAAAAGCUUAACUGUUUUCGUUUGAGAACUGGUGCUUUAUGGGCUGUGUGCUCAAGGUGCUAUCUCCCAUCUGCCAUCAUUGAUGACGUUUAACCAUACAUACCUUAACACUGAGCCAUCCGCUGGGCAGACUGGAAGGUGUAGUGUUGUGUUGCUGUAUGGUAUAAACUCUUCGCUUGCACGUCCUUCCCAAACACUACAGACCGGGUUUCUGUGUUUUUUUUGUCCACUGGUGAAGUGAAUCCAAGCUGACAUUAACCUCUCGCGAUAACGUUUGCAUAAAGCAAAUCCCGUAAACUGAUGGGCGACUCAUAAAGCUGUUAUUUUGAAUUGUAUUCGUGAACUAUUGGAUUGCUGCGAUUGAAUAUUUUUACCCAUAAUUCUUCUUUGUGCCAUUGCUUAAAUAGAAGCAGAAUGUGUGUUGUAGCAGAGCAAAAAACACCGUUUAAACACAAACAAUGAGUUAAAUUAUUACUAUGGUGUAUUGUACAGUGGUGUUUUUUUCGGUGUCGUACAAGAUCACUGUGGAAUAACGCAUAAUGCAGUUCAGGGUUCUGGUUAACACGAUGUAUCGUACGUUGCAUAUGAUUGAAAAUAAAACCCAAGUGUGGCAAUGAUCAAAGGUAAAAGUAUAGACAGAAUUUUAGAGUGAACCACAGAAGCGGAGAGUAUGACCAAAGCUUCUGGUCAGCCUUCCAGUCAGCGAACACUCUCCCAGAAUGAAUGAAUUUAACGAGGUACAUCAUGUUACCAUCCUCUGAAUCAAAGCUAAUGUAUAUUUUAUUUGUUUUUUUGCAUCGUGUAAAGUUGAAGUGACUUGGUCGCUUAAUGCUACUAAUUUCGUCUUGGUCCCGGUGCAUACAUGGAGUAUUGCAUAUAUAUAGCACCUACUGCCAAAUCAGAGUAGUUUGUGUAGAUGUGCGUAAGCUAUAACAGGGUAGAAAAGCAUACAGAUAAAAACACGAGCAGUUAAUACAAUGUCAAUGCUCAUUGGUUGCUUAUGUCUAUAGAUUUGCAUUCCCGUUGUUAAGGGCCAAUAGAACAAUAAACAGUCACUUAAUUAA